Molecule: messenger RNA, 1488 nt
Organism: Diabrotica virgifera virgifera (western corn rootworm)
Lineage: Eukaryota; Metazoa; Arthropoda; Insecta; Coleoptera; Chrysomelidae
Exons: 2
Coding region: 45-1037 (330 amino acids)
Source: RefSeq, a predicted model, not a curated record
CCUAAAAUGUAUUAUCCAUUUUUUACAGAAAUUUAACAUUGAAAAUGGAUUCUUCCACUUCAUCUUCAGAUCAUCAGUCGGAUUUGCAACACAUGCCACGACAUGAUGUCUUCAGUUUCGGCGUUUCUGCUGAAAUGGACACAAUAAAUUUACCAACUUAUCGAGAUGUUUUAAAACAUUACUUUUUUUUGAGUGAUGCUGCAAAAAAUAGAAAUGAAAUGUUUUCCUACCGAAAAUUCACUUUUAAUGUUACUGAUAAAUUAAUUUUAAUUUGGAGUCAAUUGAGAAUUGAAUUGCUUGACAGAAAACAUAUUAUAACAAAAUUAAAUAGACUGCUUGAAAAAUAUAAGAGAGAAAUACAACGUAAAGGAAGACCAACAUAUCGCAAAUUUGUUGAAAGUACCGCUAAGGUAUUCUUUAUUGGAACAUGUCAAUGCAGUUUGGAAGUGAAUACAUGUAAUUGCGGCAAAAUUCCACAACAUUUAAAGGAAUUCAUGUUCGAUCAACAUAACUCUAGGAAUCUUUGUCUUCCGGAAUACAAUGAAUAUGUUUCGGAAAUAAUUACUACUACAAUCGAAAAAACUGCGACAAAUCCAGAAGACAACUCAUACGAACCUACUCCGUCAGAAUUAGAAGUUAACAUUGAUAUGCAAUCUGUUUGGGUACCAGUGGAAGAGGAAAGCAAACGUGGAAUUUACACUCAAAGAUACGAUGCCUUCAAUUUUGCUAUGUUUUGCGAUCGAUUUAGAAUACCGCAUAGACAAAGUUCAUGCUUAGCUACAGCGCUCUUUAAAGACAUUAAUUUAAAGGAUAAUAGAGGAAACCCGGUAGUAAUGGAUAGAUUUAAAGUAGCGAGAGAAAAAAUGAAAGCCAGGGAAGUUAUAUCCAGAAGACGAUAUGAUGGUUCGACGGUGAUAGCAUUUUCUUAUGAUGGUAGAAAAAAUGACUCCCUUACACAUGAAAAAAUAGAGGAAAAAUGGCAUCCACAAAUAGUAAAAGAACCACAAUUGGUUGUUUUAAGGGAACCAGAUGAAUAAUUAAUUGGUUAUAUAAACCUAAAAGGUGAAACUGCUGAAAUAAAGUCCAAACAAUUGUGUGAGUUUUUCGAUGCGAAAAAUUUAUCGUUAACAGAUUUAAUUGGUAUUGGUUCUGAUGGAGAGAACACCAAUACUGGUGUCGAUAAUGGUGUAAUAAGAAAGAUGGAAAUACGUCUACAGAAACCUUUGCACUGGUUUAUAUGUCUUCUUCACUUCAAUGAAUUACCACUACGUCAUUUGUAUGACACAUUAGAGAAAUCUGUAACAAAAGGACCGCGAGCAUUAACAGGAGGAUUGAUUGAAAAACUCAAUGAAUGUGAAAAAUAUCAGGUUUUGCUUGAUUUUGAACCAAUUCCUUUGGACAAUAUGCCACCCCCCUUAGAGAAUGAAGAGGAACUGUCUGUCGAUGUAAAAUACCUACUACAAAUGGGUCAUGCAAUUUCUCAAGGAU